AGUUAGAACUGAGUUAGUUAUGGGUAUUUCGUGUAAAAUACAUCUUAAAAAAUCACGGGAAGGUAUUCACCGAGCCGGUGAGCCUAUCAACGGAAUACUGAGCUACGCGAUCGAUGAACCAACAGAGUAUCAAACAGCGGUUCUAUCCUUUGUGGGCACGGCGAAAUGCUUUUGGAGAGAAUACGACUUGGUGCGUAAAUCUAGUUAUACGUACAGUGGUAAUGAUGAAUUCUUGUCGUUGCAUACAAAUAUUAUAAAGAAACAACCAGAACAAACUAUCACACUUGACGUCGGGACAUAUGAAUUUCCUUUUGAAUUUCUUUUACCUGCAGAGAUACCAUCCAGCUUCCAAGAUGAAUACAGUGGUAUCGAAUAUCAUGUGAAGGUAAAAUUUAUGAAGCCAAGCUUUUUCAGUCUAACCAAGAAAUUUGAGAGAGAGGUAACUGUAUAUGGCAAUGUUAAUCCUGUUACUGGAAGUGAAUCACGCACUUAUGAGCUACAGAAGAAAUUGUUUAAAUGGUUUUCCUCUAUAGAACCAAUUAUUUAUCUGAAGGCACGGAUUGCUAAGUCCUUCCUGACACCUGGUGAAAAUGCUCUUGUAGACAUGGCAGUGGCUAAUGAGACUGACACGGACAUAAGCAAUAUUACUACAGAACUUUCCUGCAGAACAACUUACACCGGGAAAAGAUUCUUUAGUAUUAAAGCUAAAGUGGUAGAUGAGACAAUAAAGGGAUGUGCGAGUAUUACCCCUUCAAUCCCAGCAUAUAAAACAGUAAAAUAUUCAUGUAUAGUUCCAACACUGCCGCAUUUGUAUUCGAUCCAGCACAGUAAAAUUAUAAGCAAAGAGUACUUUAUAACAGUAAUUAUGAAUUUACCUUUCCCCCAUAUAAUGGCAACUUGUACAAUACCUAUUGUAAUUGGAGAAGGCAGGGGAGGAGACUGCUUACGUAUUGUAGAGUUAGAGGAGGAUUUAGAAUCUUACGAAGUGCUGGAACAAAGUGCUGAUGAAUUUGAUGAACCCCCAUCCUAUUGGGAAGUGAUGAAUGAAGACAAGAGUCAAGAUGAAGGUCGCAGCACCAGUAAACAUUAGAACAGAGGAAGAGGACAGCAUUAUUUAGAUUUAAAAUUAAGUUUAUUUUCUGCAUUUUA
Cydia amplana is the source of this 1149-nucleotide messenger RNA. Its product is annotated as arrestin domain-containing protein 17-like. The record is from RefSeq and is a predicted model, not a curated record. Gene Ontology annotation, cellular component: cytoplasm. Gene Ontology annotation, biological process: protein transport. Bases 20 to 1090 code for a protein of 356 amino acids. The transcript has a single exon. Lineage: Eukaryota; Metazoa; Arthropoda; Insecta; Lepidoptera; Tortricidae.